AUGUUUGGGGCAACGUUAACGUUCGUUGCGUUGGUCAUUUCCGUGGCACUGUACGCGUAUGUGCAAAAGUUCAGUAAACUCCUUAAGCACAGCGGAAAACUUGGUGGUCCAACUGCAUUUCCGCUGAUUGGAAAUGGGUUGCUUUUCGCUGGUAAAACACCGUCCGAAUUCUUACCGACCGUGGGACGAUUGAUUCAACAGUAUGGCAAAUGUUUCCGGUUGUGGUUGGGAACGCAAAUGCUCAUCAUUAUCACUGAUCCCAAGGACAUCGAGGUAAUUUUGAGCAGCAACAAGUACAUCGACAAAUCCAUCGAGUAUAACUUCGUGCGACCGUGGCUGGGUGAAGGACUGUUGACCAGCAGCGGACGGAAGUGGCACACACACCGGAAGGUGAUCACACCGACGUUUCACUUCAAAAUUUUGGAGCAGUUUGUGGAAGUUUUCGACCAGCAGAGCAACACGUUCGUGCAGGUGCUGGGAGCACACGCCAAAACGGGCAGCACGUUCGACAUCUUCCGCCCCGUAACGCUGUGUGCGUUGGAUGUUAUCUGCGAAACCGCGAUGGGAACAAAGGUCAAUGCUCAGCUGAACACCGAAUCGGAGUACGUGCAGGCCGUGAAGGACAUAACGAAUUUGGUGCAGAUUCGAUUGUUUAAUUUCCUUAUUCGCUAUGAGUUUUUCUAUCGUCUUUCUUCGAACCGCCGCAAGCAGUUGGAAGCGCUGAAGGUAUUGCACGGAUAUACGGACAGUGUCAUCAAGAAUCGACAAAAGGAGCUACAGACCGGGAAGACCAACGCGCUCGACAUCAAUGAGAACGAUUUGGGCAUUAAGAAGAAGAUGGCAUUCUUGGAUAUGUUGCUGCAGUCGAAAAUCGAUGGACAACCGUUGACGGAUCUAGAGAUACGUGAGGAGGUCGAUACGUUCAUGUUCGAGGGACACGAUACGACGACGUCGGCCAUCAGCUUCUUGCUGCAUAACCUUGCGAAGCAUCCCGAAGUACAGCAGAAAGUGUUUGAUGAGGUGCGAAACAUUGUUGGAGAUGAUCGUACGCGGCCCGUUACCAUGGCGAUGCUGAACGAUAUGAACUAUCUCGAUCUGGUGAUCAAGGAAACGCUUCGGAUGUAUCCAUCGGUACCGAUGAUUGGCCGUAGAAUGUUGGAAGAUGUCGAAAUUAAUGGUAAAAUAUUCCCGGCGGGUUCGAAUGCAAUCAUAAUGCCAUUUUUCCUCGGCCGCAAUGCCGAAUUCUUCCCCAAUCCGGAAAAGUUUGAUCCGGAGCGGUUCAACGUGGAAACCUCGGCGGAAAGGACGAAUCCGUACCAGUAUGUGCCGUUCAGUGCUGGACCUAGGAAUUGCAUUGGGCAGAAGUUCGCCAUCGCCGAAAUCAAGAGCCUUACCAGCAAAGUGUUGCGAUAUUAUGAAAUAUUGCCACCGGCCGGACAGUAUGAUGAAUCAUUCAUCGCUGAACUGAUUCUGCGUCCCGAGAAGGGAAUUUACGUUCGAUUGAAGUCAAGAGUUUAUUAA
This is a messenger RNA of Anopheles moucheti, 1521 nucleotides long. RefSeq names its product cytochrome P450 4d1-like. Lineage: Eukaryota; Metazoa; Arthropoda; Insecta; Diptera; Culicidae. The transcript is spliced from 6 exons. The record is from RefSeq and is a predicted model, not a curated record. Gene Ontology annotation, molecular function: oxidoreductase activity, acting on paired donors, with incorporation or reduction of molecular oxygen; monooxygenase activity; heme binding. The coding region runs from base 1 to 1521 and encodes 506 amino acids.